AUGAGUCAAAAGAUGAACGCCACAUGGAAAGCGUUUGAUGCGAUGAUGGCGGAGAGAAAUAAAGAAAAGCAAUUGCCGAGCCUUGAAUUCGCACAAUUCACCAAAUUGCCCACCGAGCUUCAGCUUCGAAUCCUGAACUUGAUGGAUUUUCAAGAGUUGGAGCUGCUCAUUCUCUCAUCCCUUUACAUCCAACGUCUUGUUGACGACAACGUGCGCAACUACAAAAACUAUCAACAGGUUUCGAUCGAGUUUUGCCAUGGAGCACUCAUCGUCAUGAACGAGACGAAACGUGGGGUGCACGGUCGAAUUUUCUAUGAGAACACAACAGAGCCGGCUUCGAUUAUGUUACCGCUGAAAUGGCGUCGAUUUCAAGACUUUUCGAUACAAGAUUCACAGAUCUUCAAUGUUCUACAAGGCUACCUCUACGCUCUCUUCAACAAAUCAUGGAUCACUUUUCUAAUGGUGAUCGAUCAUCACGAGGAACAAGUGACAAUUGAUAAAGAGAGUCUAAUCUAUCGAAUAUUGCAAAUGCUGAGACGGUGCGCUUUGGUGAAACGAGUGGAGAUCUCGGGAAAGAAGGUCGAAUUCACCACCGACGCGCUCAGCGGUCUCUCCUACGAGCGAAUCGAUUUGAGAAAAGUGGUUCUUCAAAAGUUGCUUGAUUCGACGCCAAAUGUGAUCAACGGGAUGCUGAAGCAAUGGGUCAACUCCGAGAGAGAUAUCUUCUCCGUAGGAAUCGAAUUCUGGAACUGGCACGAGGUUUUUUUAGAGAAUCUUGAUGCAAUUUGUGAGAUUAUCUUCAAGGAUUUGAACCCAAUUUUCACCGCCGAACGUAACGAUAAACAAUUCGGAUUGGCGAGCAAAACCUAUCGCCUUCGUCGGUAUCGAGAAUCGCUCUUCAUCCGAGUGACUCCAUCAAGGAUUUAUUGCUGGAUGGCAUCCGCCUCCUCCUCGCACACGAUGCGCUGCAUCAAUUGCCAAGGAAAUCUAACCGCAAACAGCGGUCCUCAAUGCGAAAAAUGUCGAAAAAACGAGGAAAAAUAUGGAAAGCCAACAAACUGCACGUAUUGCAAAUUGCCGGCCGCGUUCACCGAGGAGAAAUGCGUUUAUUGCUGCUCGUCGGAGAGAAAACAUGGCUCCCCAGUUCCGUGCGCGAAUUGCAAGAUGAAAUCGGCUUUCGCUCGACAUCCAAAGAAGCCGGCUCUUUGCCGCCUCUGCGUGAUGAUCGCUCGACAACAGGGUGUCGAAGUGAUGAAUGGGAUCCCAGUGCCGCCAGAAAAGGGUUUCUCUCACCGCGAUCACAAUGAUCCACUCCGUCAUCACUCGACGGCUCGCCUCUCCUCUAGCUCAAAGAAAAGACAUCCCGAUCCACCAAAGAAAGAAGCUUCUCCUCACAAACAACCAAAACUCGACACUUCUGUUUUAGCUGUUAACAGUCAAAAUGUUAUUCAAAUGCAACAACUUCAAGAAAAAGUCGAUGAAUUGCAACGUGUCGCUAAUGGAAAAGACAAGUUGUUGUUGCGGAAAGAUGCUGAGAUAGCCCAAUUGAAAGCCGAUAUCUCGACAGCUGAGCGUAAAUACCGUGAAAUGCUCGCACAAAUGGCAAAAGAAAAGGAUGAAGCGUUGGAGAAAUUACAGAGGAAAUUCGAGGAUGAAAGAAAACAGCAUCGACUAGAGAAACAAGAAAAAGAACGCAUCGAGUUGCAAGAGAAAGCGAAAAGGGAAAAGGAGCGAAAAGCAAAAAAAGAAAAAGAAAAGCAAGAAGCCGCCGAGAAGCGUAAAAAGGAAAAAGAAGAGAAAGCGGAUGUGAAAAAAGUGAAAGAAGAGGAAAUGGCUGCGAGUGAGAAGAAAGAGAACGAGGAAAAUGAGACAAAAGCGAAGAUGGAAGGGAAUGGGGAUGAGUACUCCGAAACGAAUGAGAAACGAAAAGAAAAGCUAGACGAAGACGAAAAGGAAGAAGAAGCGAAAAUUGAAAUCAGAGCUGAAUCUCCAUCGAUCGAAAUUCCCGAGAAAAAAGUGAAAAAAGAUGAAAGUCAUGAUGAAGCCGAUGAAUCGGAU
This is a messenger RNA of Mesorhabditis belari, 2058 nucleotides long. The record is from the annotation of a GenBank genome assembly. NCBI's taxonomy places the organism in Eukaryota, Metazoa, Nematoda, Chromadorea, Rhabditida, Rhabditidae.